This is a messenger RNA of Salpingoeca rosetta, 869 nucleotides long. RefSeq lists its product as uncharacterized. The transcript is spliced from 3 exons. The record is from RefSeq and is a predicted model, not a curated record. Bases 1 to 435 code for a protein of 144 amino acids. Lineage: Eukaryota; Choanoflagellata; Craspedida; Salpingoecidae.
AUGCCAGGAUGCGAGUCUGUGCAAGCCAAUCCAAGGACAGCGGCCGGAGAUCUUCGGCUUCACCGCCCAGUACUGGAGACAGUUCAACUUCUCCCUGCUUGCAUCUCCACCCCAGAGUGGAAGGCGUGGACAGCCUCGCUCACGUCCUGGAUCUCUGCCUGGAACGACUUCAUGAACGCUGGCGGCAUCACCCCGUGUGCCGACUACAACGACACUGCUGACGAGGUUGACAGCUUCAUUGACAGCAUGCUGUCGUGGUACCGCGAGCUGCUGGCUGAGCGCCUGGACAUGUACGAGCGUGCAUUUGACCAGCUCGACGUCGACAUUGAGACGGCGCGCCAGAACUGCGAGGAGGCGCACGACGAUCAGGACCUGCUCAUCUCAUCCCAGCUGGAUGACAUUGAGGCCCAGAUUGACGCCAUCUGCAACCCUUGAGCUGGCUGCUUGGUGGUGGUGAUGAUGCGACGGUGAUUUGCCGUGGCCAUGUACAGCCACAGCUGUGCUUAGGCUCAUUCAGCGGUUUACUGUCGUUUGUCCUCCCUCCCUCCUCUUCCCCCGUCUUUUCUGUUUACCUUUUCUUCUCCUCUUCCCCUCUUUCUUUGUCCUUGUCCCUUGUGAUGUGCUUCCUACCAGUUUUGCACGGCCUUCGAGCUACCGUGGUGCAGCACAAGACACACAUGUGCGUGCGAUUUCCAUUUGUCUUGCCAGCAGCACUGGCAGUUUGUCUUGUCUAGCUGGUGUUUUGAGGCGGUGUGUUGCUUGAAUUUGGGUGUCUCAUUGCUGCCGCUGCUUGAUGCUUGUGCGAUUGUUGUUUCUGUGUUUGUGCUUCCAUCUCUGUCAACCCUUUCUUCCUACCUCAACCAUACACA